GUUGGAGUCGAUCUUCUUCUCAGAAGUAGGAAAAGAGGUCCCAAUGGUAGUACCAGCCUCAGGUGACGCGACCGAACUACUGUUGUCUGUUCUGGGCCUUUUAUGUUGAGGAGCCUCGCCGCCAUUGUUCUGUUUGUGCCUUUUCAUGGUUGGGGCCAUGGAGAGAUGUACCAGGAGGAGUUGAAAUGCAGCUGGGGCCUGAUGUAGGAUUUUUGAAGAAACGUUGCUUAACAAAGAAAUUAAAAUAUUAACUAGAAGCAACUAUGAAUUUGAUAAAAACGCGGUUGAUCUGCUGGCGGUGGUGACCUCAUUUGAAUGGGGAUUAGGCGCCAGACGGGCUUAGCGCCGGACGGAACAAUAUCCGCGCCGAUCAGGGCCGGCAUGCCCGCAGAGCCGCCUUUCACGCUUUCUCCCGAGACGUUCUUGUUGCCCGCUCAAAAUGCAAAAGCGUUCGUUACCAACAAUGGAGCACUUAAUUUCUGAUCUUGUGAUAAUUUCGAUCCCGAUACAUUGAUAUUGCCCAAUAUCAAUUCUGUUUCUUCUAAUACCUAUCCUCUUGCAGACGACACAAUGAAUAAUACCAUUUCAGUUUUUGCGCUAUGAACUGUGCCUGUAAAAAGAACAUGACCGCCAUCUAACUCUUACCUAACCAAUCUCUCGACAAAUCCCCGAGUAUUGCUGUCCUGGUCGGUGUUGCCGUUGUUGUCAGACUACCAGGUUAUCUACCAUUGUCGUUAUUAGACGGCCACGAAGAAACGUUUCCCAAUGGGUGAAAUCGACCAUUCUGCCGAAGCGACCCUUGUGCUAUCGGAGCCAGACUUCCCACUCGCUAUUAGUGAGUCCCUGGUUCCGGUCCGUGAAAACAAAACGGCGGGAACAGUGCUUCUCUCCCUCGAUGGACUCCUAACCCCCCCUCUACAAAUCAAGGAAGACCUGAAAGACGGGUGUGGUGGGAAACUAUGGCCAGCCGGGAUGGUGCUGGCGAAAUAUAUGCUUCGCAAGCACAAGUCUGACCUCCGCGGGAAAGUAAUUGUCGAACUUGGUGCUGGAGGCGGGCUCGUUGGACUUGCGGUAGCACGAGGAUGCGCAGUUGACUCGCCAAUUUACAUCACCGACCAGAUCCCGAUGCUGUCACUAAUGCAAAGUAAUGUCCAGUUAAACGGUCUGUCUGACAUCGUUCACCCGGCCGUACUCGACUGGGGCAGCGCGCUCCCAGAGGGGGUCCCAUCGGACCCUGCUGUAAUUAUUGCUGCGGAUUGUGUCUACUUCGAACCUGCAUUUCCGCUAUUAUUAUCAACUCUUCAGAACCUGCUUAGCAGUUCGCAUUCAUUAUGCUACUUUUGUUUCAAAAAGCGGCGUCGUGCAGAUCUCAGAUUCAUGAAACAGGCAAAAAAGUUAUUCAAUGUGGUUGAAGUAAAGGAUGAUCCGGAUCGUGACCGUUAUUCGAAAGAAAGCAUUUUUCUAUACAUCAUCAGGAAAAGGGAGGUGAAAUCUGAAGAACCGGGGAAGCGCAAGGAGGAGAUAAUGCAAUGAUACAUCAAGUAAUGGAGUGGAUGCAAUAUUAUGGUAGCUUAGAGAUGAACAUUAUCAUAUUAUCUAUUUUGUCUACACUUCAAGAUGCCGUCCAAAUAUUAUAGCUUCAAGACAAGUUGCCCUCUAUUUUCAUUAGAAGACACCUUAUUGCCGUAUACAUCCUUAAGAUCGCCUUGGUUUCCAAUCACCUUAACACCACCCUUCUUCAAGUCGGAAACAAUCCUUUGUUUCUCAGCUUGCUUUCCAGUACGUAGAGGCUGAGAAGAAUUCUUCUUCAAUUUUUGCUUCUCGCGUCUCCGUCUUCGCAAUUUCGCUUCUCGCGUCAUCUCCUCCUUGGACACUGUCACCCCGCUCUUGAGAACCACUUCACCCCGCACCUUGCCCUCAUCGCCAGGAGCGUACAUUUCCUGCGGCGCAAGCAUGCCUGACGAGUCCAUUCCCGCUCCACCCGUUGGUCUCGCAUCCUCCAUCGCAAUGGUAGCGACAUCGGUGACAACAUUGAUGCUUGCCUGCGGCGGCUUAGGCUUAUGGUGCCAGCUUGAAAGCGUAUCUAAUUGAGAGCUGAUGUUACUCCACAGUCGAGCAAUCUCUUCGUGAUCACCUUUCAACUUCUCGCUCUUCUGGUCCACGAAUGCAGAAUCCGUUUUGCGAAGAUGAUCCUCCUCGUAUAGCUCUGCUAGACUCUGCUGUGGUUUUGUCUCGUCGAGUGUAAAUUGAUCACGUUUACGCUGGGCUUCGCUGCCUGGAAUAUACGGUUGGCGACGUGGGACUUCAUCAAAUUCCUUGGCCAAAAUACGCCGUUUGAUAAGCGCUUCAAUGUCAUCCGAUACUUCAGUUGAGAUCACAGGUACAGGCUUCCCAACACGUUCAAACUCAAGAUCUUCUUCGAUCAACGAAUUUACGGGGCGGUCUGGCGCCUUCGCUUCUCCAGAAAGCAUCCAUUCCUUUUUGGAAACAUUCGCGGCUUCCAAUCGUCGAAUUUCAUCCGUGAGCUUGGCUUGUCGUUUCUCAUGGGUAGACUGAGCUGUCCCUGUUUGUCGCGCGGAGCCGUCCAUUUCCUCAUCGUCGGACAUAUCAUCGUCAAAAAGAUCGCGUUGUACAUCAGAAAUAGCACGACGGAUCCUAGCUUCGAUGUCUUCAUCGGGAGUGGGCGAUUUGUGUUUAGACAAAACACCAUUUUGUCGACCUUUUGGAGCUUUGGAAGGAGGAGGAUCAAAAAAAUCAGCGUAUUUUAUGUCAUUCGCAUUACCACCCAUCAAACCCAUCUCACUUUCGUCAAAAUCGCCGUCCUCGUCCAUACCUUCGGAAUCCGAACCGUCGUCUUCUUUAGGGUAGUCCUGGUCUGCAGAUUCAUCAUCUUCUUUAUCCCCAUUAAUCGCACCAAGACCAAGAGGAUCGGCUCCCCAAUCAAUCGCUCCUUCGUCAUCGUCAUCGUCGUCGCCAUCCUGCAUCCCCUUUGCGUCCUUCUGUUCGAAUAAAGCUGUUUGAGCAUUGAAUUCGUCUAUUGAAAAGAAUCCGUCAUUGAGCUUAUGAGGGUCCUGAACAAAUUUGAUAUCGCUCGCGCUUAUUGAUUUCUUGUCUUUCUUGCGCCGUGAAGACGGUUGGACGCCAUCGAUGGACAUAGAAUCAUGAUCAUCAUCAUCCUCACCAUCCUCACCAUCCUUGUUAUCUUCCGUUACGCGGAAAUUGUCCGAGAUUUGAUCCGUUUCGGUAGUAACCUCAGAUCCAUGCUCCUCAUCUUGGGUUCCACGGGACUUUUUAUGAGGGCUGGAUUGGGAAGAGACGAUUUCCGCCUCCGGUUCUCUCAAUAACGCAAGUUCGUGCGCGGUAUCUUGUACAGAGGCAUUAAGCACUCUAUUCGCUUGCUCCCAGAUUUGUCGCGGCGUAAAACCAUCGGUAUGAACUUCCUGCAGAUGUAGCGCUUGGGAACGAAAAUGUCGAUGUUUGUCAACUCUUUUUCGGUUCCAUUUGUCUUGGAGGCGUUUUUUCUGAGCCUUGGUGAUGUCUGAUGCAAGUGGGUCGAGAUAGCGCUUUGUCGCUGUCGCCCAUGCUGUAUGUAAGGAAGUUGCCGGUUUUAAGAAAAUCUCUGGGGUCGAGGAGAGUAACUGAGUAAAAUCGGCUGUGGAACAAGCCAUGAUAUUCCUCCGGCUGCGGUGUCUGGCUAGGGUUUUGAGGGGUAAGUAGCUGCUUUUCAAGGGAUAAAACUGGAAUUUCAGAAAGGAGUUGCAGUUAUCAUUUUGCGAUCGUUGGCAAUGUCGUUUUUCCAGUAAUAGGCAGCCUAUUAGGUUGUACGCGAGCAGAGAGAUGUUAAAGAAUGAUAGAUAUUCUAGCAGA
Messenger RNA from Blastomyces gilchristii SLH14081, 3867 nucleotides. RefSeq lists its product as uncharacterized. Bases 766 to 1533 code for a protein of 255 amino acids. The record is from RefSeq and is a predicted model, not a curated record. The transcript is spliced from 3 exons. NCBI's taxonomy places the organism in Eukaryota, Fungi, Ascomycota, Eurotiomycetes, Onygenales, Ajellomycetaceae.